Molecule: messenger RNA, 5236 nt
Organism: Manacus vitellinus (golden-collared manakin)
Lineage: Eukaryota; Metazoa; Chordata; Aves; Passeriformes; Pipridae
Gene: SLC39A9
Product: solute carrier family 39 member 9
Exons: 7
Coding region: 153-1070 (305 amino acids)
Biological process (GO): zinc ion transport; transmembrane transport
Cellular component (GO): membrane
Molecular function (GO): metal ion transmembrane transporter activity
Source: RefSeq, a predicted model, not a curated record
GGCACAGCCGGCCGGAGCCGCCGGGCGACAGAGACAUGGCUGAGAACCUCUCCUGGGAGCUCGGUGUCUGCACGGGCUAAGGCGUGCGGCCGGGCGAGGUGGAAAAGUUGCUGUUGAAUUUCACUUCAAGGGACCGCACAGAAAGCGGCGAAAUGGAUGACUUCCCCUCCAUCUGCCUGCUGUCCCUGGCCAUGCUGGUUGCCUGCUAUGUGGCAGGAAUUAUCCCCUUGGCAGUUAAUUUCUCCGAGGAGAGGUUGAAGUUGGUGACUGUUCUGGGUGCUGGGCUGCUAUGUGGGACUGCCUUGGCUGUCAUUGUGCCAGAAGGAGUACAUGCACUUUAUGAAGAUAUUUUGGAGGGGAAGCAUCACCCGGCGAGCGAGAUGCAGCGAGUGAUUGAGUCUGAGAAGGUAGCAAAAGUCGCGGUUGUACCUGAGCAUGGCCACGACCAUUCCAGGUUGCAUGCCUACAUCGGUGUAUCCCUUGUCCUUGGCUUUGUCUUCAUGCUUUUGGUGGAUCAGAUAGGCAGCUCUCAUGUGCACUCUACAGAUGAUCCAGAAGCUGCAAGAUCAGGCAACUCCAAAAUCACCACAACACUGGGACUAGUAGUCCAUGCUGCAGCUGAUGGUGUUGCAUUGGGUGCAGCAGCUUCUACUUCUCAGACUAGUGUCCAGUUGAUAGUGUUUGUUGCAAUUAUGUUGCACAAGGCACCAGCUGCCUUUGGCCUGGUCUCCUUCCUGAUGCAUGCGGGGCUAGAACGGAAUCGAAUUAGAAAACACUUGCUGGUCUUUGCAUUGGCAGCACCUGUUAUGUCGAUGGUGACAUACCUAGGGCUAAGCAAGAGCAGCAAAGAAGCUCUUUCAGAAGUCAAUGCCACUGGAGUUGCUAUGCUGUUUUCUGCUGGGACUUUUCUUUACGUUGCCACAGUUCAUGUCCUUCCAGAAGUAGGAGGAAUUGCUCAUAGCCACAAACCUGAAACAACUGGAGGAAAAGGACUCAGUCGUCUGGAGGUGGCAGCCCUAGUAUUAGGAUGCCUUAUUCCUCUAGUUUUGUCUAUUGGACACCAUCACUAAAAGCUCAGAUUUCACUGUUCUCCUCCUUGAUCUGACAUGAGCAGUAAAAUGUCAGCUGCUCCCUUUACCAUUGUCUCUUAUCCAUCAUCCAUCCCAUCCACUGUAUGGAGUUCAGAGGGAAUCUUGAUUGCAAAAUGAGGAAUACUAGGAAAGUUUUUAGUGUAGCAAAAUGUACUUUGGCAACUUGACGUAAAUUCUAUGUAACUUUCUCUUCUGAAGACAUUUGCUAUUUUAAUUGCUACUUCUGGCCCUAUUCUCAGGGAAGAUGGAAUUUGAAGUUUAAGGAAGGUAAGCAGGGAAGAACAUAGCAACUCAUCACGAAAUUGCAAUCACCAAAGUAUCCUGCAGUUCAGCUUUCACAGCUGAGGGUAAAAACCACGGAUUGCUGCAUUAUGAAAGGUUGAAGUCUUACUGAUGAAGAAGGGGGCUCUGCUCUAUCGGUUCUGCGCUGUCCUGGCAACAUAACUGGUCCUUGUGUUGUUUGUCACUAAUUGUAUUGCAGCAAUGGGCUACAUUUGGAACUCUGGAUAACACUGCUGUUGUCACAGAAGAGUCACUUGAUAGGAAAGAAAUUAUGUAGACAAAGUGUAGGAUUAGACUAAGAAUCAGCCGGUUAAGAAAGUGCAAGUGAAUUUUGCAGUGUAUUCCACUAUUUAAGACAAAGGAUAGAAGCAAGGAGAACAGUGUUUUGAUUGUUUAUCCAAUGGUUAAUAAAUUCUAAAAAGGCACUUUUUCUUGGGAGAUGGUCUGCUUCCAAGUCAGUCAUGUGUUAAGCACCAAAAAUGUUAGCAGGAAUUACAUCUUGGGUACUAUGAUUACACUACUGCUUCUAUUGAGAGAAAUACCCAUAGUGCCCUUUGAAAUAGAGCUGUUCUGGGCUCUGGGGAGUAGAAAUCUGAUGGAGACAGCAGUUAAGGGACCAGAGAACUUUACUAGCUCAUUUUCAAAAGUCCGAACUGCUGAAAUCAGUGGAGGGCUGUGUGAGUUUUUCACUAAAUAAAAGGUAUAAAGGAUAACAAAACUAGAUGUUUAGUUAAAUAUUUAUGCUGCAGAUAGAGUACAAAGUGUUUCUAAAGCAGUUCUGAACAAAAAAACCCCAACAAACAGAAAACCAAACUGGUGGGUUCCCAGUGGACUUGUUAGACAUUUUGUUCUUCCUUUGGGAAUUGUUCAUUCACCUCUUAUUGAGAAGCAUUAGUUUUGGUGAAUCUACUGAAGGACUUAUUGCCAAUUCAUGAUGUCUCUCACUGCAGAGGAGUGGUGAAGGAACCCUCUAUUUCCCAGGCACAGCUUUGUCUUGUCAGGCACCAUUUCUGUUAUUCAGAAUAUAUUACACUCUAGUAACUGUAGUGCAUUGAAAAGUCAGGAGUUCUUGACAUGCACAGAAUCAGCAUAACAUUCUUUCUUUAGGGGAAAACUUUUUAAUGCCAUACCUGUUUUAAACUGUACUUUGUCUGCACUUUUUAAAGAUAACAUUGCCAAAUAUAUUUUUCUUUUUGAUUGUUUUUUUGUUUGAAAUGAAUUGUCAAGGCUUGAAAUAUCUUCUUAACUGAAGUGCUUCUUGUUUCCAUUUGAAUGAGUGUCUGGUUUUGAUGCCGUUUAUUACUUAUACUACACAGCCCAUUGUGCCUCUUCUUCCCAUUUUUGUCAUUGUUCUGUUUGUCUGUUAGUUCAGUUAUGGGUUUGGCCUGGCUCUUGGACUGCUGGUUGCUCUGUCUGUUGGCUUUCUAACAAUACAGGUGUAUCCUAGGAUUGAACCUGGUAUUGAUUCCCAGGACGGCUUGUUAUUCGUGUCUUUUACUACAUAAAAAUCCAUGCAAAAUUAUUAAAAAUCAUUUUUCCCCAUGAGACAGUAUUUUCAGGUAGAAUUGGUGUUUUAGGCCUAAACAAGCAUUUUUUGCAUUAGACCUUCUGUGUUCUGAAAAGCCACUGCAAAAUUAAUGACGUGGAUGAGAUCCUCUCCUGUGCAUUCCUAUAUGGUUUUGUUUGGUUUUUUACAACAUAUAUAUGCAAUUAGUAAGUUACUGGUUAAAAAAGUUCAAUGAAACAGGUUUCUAGCAUGUGCAAAUGAUACACAGGGAUGUUUACACCAGAAGUCCCAGUGUCCUUCCUGAUUUCUCACUAAUUAAUUUCUUCCUUGAUAAUCUCACUAUUUUACCUUGCUUAAUUUUUCCAUAUAAGUGUUUCCAAACCUGGAGGGUUUGCAAGAGCAGUAACAGAAGCAGGAGAUAGCUUAGUGCAGCACUAGGUGCUGAUGUUUAGUAAAGCAGUAAAUUUUUAUUCUUUAAGCUCUUAUCUGUCACUUGCAUGUGCACCUUGCCCUGGGAGUUAAGGGGGCAUCCCGACUGCAUUCCACUUCAGCCUCAUUUUGUGUAUAACAAUAGCAAUGGUUUAGGGAGGUAUAUAACUAAGGUCCUAUUCUAUGCCUUUUGUUCCAGUGUUAGAGCAUGUGGAUAGUACCUUCUUUUAAGGAUCAGUGUGUAUUGACCAGGACGUGAUUUCACUGCUAAUAUAACCUCUGACAUAUUAAUCAUAGGUGCCACUGUUAAAAGAUCUUGUCAUCCUUCUAUUUUCCUGUCCUUCAGAUCAUGUUUCCAGUUUCUGGAGCAACCAUCAGAAAUAGUAAUACUCAGUUUAAUGAUUCAUGAAGUAUAGAAUCCAAGUUACAGCAGCAGGUGAGGGAUUUGGAAUGAAAACAUUGGCAACUUAAAAUUGGCACAAAAAUUUUGACAACAUGCUUUUCAUUGUGGCACUUAAGUGAUAGAAGACUUCUGUGGUUUUUAUUUUUUUUCUUUUUCAGAAAUGGCAACAGCAUUUUGUUUUGGCUGCCUCUGUUAUCUCUGUGUGGAAUUAUUAUUUUAAAUUCUGUAACUGAAACUGCAGUGACUAAAGAAACUUUUGGUUAUGUGAUAAGGAGAAUGUAACAUUUUGAAUUAUCAAACCUUUCCAAAUUGUUAGUACCAGAUAGAGGAUUAUUUUCUUGAAGCAGAGUAUUUUAAUGAGUUAAAAGAAAUGGCCCAUUUUAUUAUAACCUUUUUUUACCUAUCUCCCCAUCUGUCACAGUAAAUCCAAGCAUUGAGUGUAGUGAGGGCCAUCUGGUAUCAUUUUCUACUCCUCAGGGGACCUUGGUACAAACAAAUUCCUCUUACUCUCUCUGUAAUAGCCAUCUCUGCUUGUUUUUUCUUCUGUGAGGUAGAUGGCAGCAAGUCUAGCAGGUAAUGUUUAAAUGUCUCCCUUUCCUUCUGUAAAUCCCUCCAGGAAAUCCAUAAUCUUGUCAUCACCUGAUUUUUUUCAGUUAAUGAUUUCUUAAUUGGCAAUAGGAAUUGGACUAAAGCUAUUUCUGUUGAUCCUGGUCUGUUCAAGUACUUUCCCUACUGUUCUAAUGCUUUUAUUAUUCCUUAUAUAAAGAAGGGAAAUACUUCUUUUCCAGCACUUGAUGACAGAUGCAGAAGCUGUACGGACAUUAAUUUAAGUGAGGAUGGCAGAACUGUCACACCUAGACAGGACUUUUUGAUUUUUGUGGCUUGUCAGAUAGCUGGGUAUUAAACACAGAAACCCACCGUUGACUUCAAAAAACCAUUUCCAGGUGGAUUGUGUAAAAGGUUACUAUUAUCCAAGAGGCCCAGGAAAACCACUAUAAUUAUUCAGGAACUAGUUCAGAGCCUUCAAGGAGCUUUUGACGGUAGCAGAUGCGUCCGUGUGGCAUCAGUUGAAUGCAGAAUAAGAGAGAUGCUGUGGAAUAAAUGUUCCUGCUGGUUCCUUCCUGUUCUGUACUGGGACUUGGGAAGAAGAGGAGGGAAACGUACUUGUAUUCUUUUGGGGGUGGAGGGAGAAGGAGAAGUGAUUGCAGAUUGGUGGGAAAGUUUAUGAUGAAUUUCAGAUUCCUGUUCACAUCAAACUUCUUUUAAAAAAUAAUAUUUUUUCUUACUGUUCUUAUAUCUCUCAGCAGCCUUGGCUUUCCAGGGAAAAACAUUGCGUGGUCAUUGCUGUUUACCUGACUCCAUGUAUGGAACUGUAAUUUUAAUGUCUUUUUUCCAAACCAUUUGUACACAAAAUCAUUCCAUGAAUGGCUGCCUUAUAAUUUUUCCACUUUAAUUGUGAAUGGUUAAAAUAAUGUUGCCGUUUUCAAUUUGUUUUAUUAUAUUAAAUUUUUACUAGGUGCAGUG